This is a messenger RNA of Nicotiana attenuata, 729 nucleotides long. RefSeq lists its product as uncharacterized. Lineage: Eukaryota; Viridiplantae; Streptophyta; Magnoliopsida; Solanales; Solanaceae. The record is from RefSeq and is a predicted model, not a curated record. Bases 1 to 729 code for a protein of 242 amino acids. The transcript is spliced from 4 exons.
AUGUGUUCAUCUGGAACACUGAAGUUGAUUGAUAUGCCAACAUCUCCGGCGAUAGUGGAAUAUGAAAGUACAAUCAUAACAGAAAAUACACCAACUGUUAUUGAAGUAGGCCAAGUAUACAACGACAAUCAAACAAUUGCUAGUGCAAUGAAGCACUAUUCUGUCAUGAACAAGUUUCAAUUUAGGGUGAAAAGGUCUAGUGCUAGAAGCUACUGCCUGGUAUGUGUUGGGGAAGAUUGUACAUGGCACUUCAAGUCCACCAGCAUAAAUGAUUCAGCAAUGUUCAAGAUUCGAAAAUUCAACAGCUUGCACACAUGCUCUUUGAUGGACAAUACAUACAUACAACGUAAACCUACUGCCAUGGUAGUGGGUAGCAUGGUUAUACCAAAAUAUGCUGAUCCUAAGACAAUUUACACACCAAAAGACAUACAAAUUGAUAUAUUGUCUGAACACGGCAUGAACUUAACAUACAUGCAAGCUUGGAGAGCAAAGGAAAAGGCUUUGGAAUUUUUGAGAGGUUAUCCUGUUGACUCCUACAGUCAAUUGCCUAGUUAUUUGUAUAUUCUGGAGAAGACUUAUCCAGGGUCGGUAGUUAAAUUGAAGAAGACCGACGAUGAUUGUUUCUUGCCAGUUCUAGUAGUUGAUGGGACCUUCUUGAAGUCAGCAUACAGGGGAAUAAUGCUAACAGCUAGCACAAUGGAUGCAGCAGGUAUUGUAGAUUUAUUGUAG